CAUUCAGCUCAUCAGUGCGUCAGCAGUUUAUGUUGAACUGCUAACGCCACCUAACGGUUCAACAUAAACCGCUGAGCAGACGUAAAUUAUUUGCUGAUGAGCUGAAUGCGAAACGUAAAAAUCAAAUUUAGUCAUGUGCACUUUAACACAAAAUGGUACACAUGAAAAACCAAACCCCUGAAUGACUAUUUGAUUUGAUUGAUACGUUUUUUCCCCUACUUUCCUUACUGGUUAUUUCGGAUGAGUAAUCACUACCGAAACAGACUAUUUGAAGGUUUAAUACAGAAAUAGGACCAGCCUCUGAUUAUUGAUCGAUUUUCGAUCAAUACACACGAAACACCAUUUAUACAAUUUGGUUUGAGUUUCGAACGUUGUAAAGUAAAGGGGGAUACAUGUUUCAAGCAUUGUUAAAAUCAAGUGACGAAUUCGAAAUUUAAAACCAAUCCACAGAUAUUAUAUUAGGCUAAAAUUUCUAAAUAAAACAAAACUGUAGAAUUGUUCGAUGCAUUAAAAAGUUCGUCUUUAUGCACCUAGUGGUGUGAUAAUGCCUCUCUCUUACCAUUCAAAGUCUCAUUAAAAAUAAUUUUUUCGUUAGGAUAAUUUUUGACACGAAUUUGGGCUGAUUUUAAACACAAAUUCAUUCAGAUUGAAUGGGGUAGUUCACAAAAACGUGCUUCAGCACUUACGUCGCAUAUUCGGUAACAUUCCAGAAACCGAAUAUACCAGCAAUUUUAAUUUGAUCAUUGACCAAACCUGAAAAACAUUAACUGUUACGUCACUUACACGAUUAUAUCACCACAACCGGAAGUUUUAGUAGCUUUCAAAUGAACCUAGGACUUCUGAAAUCGGUUCUUGUAUGCAAAAAAUGAGUAGUUUGUUGAUAAAGUCCAUUUUGCGAUCAUAUCUCCGGAAUCAGGAAUCAGACCAAAUUAGCUCAAAUGGCACGUUCCCCUUGAUAUUUGGAGAUUUGUGCCUUGCCAUUAAUUUGUUUUUAGCAUCAUUUUCCCGAUAUAUAAUAGAGAAGGAUUGAAGGGAAAUGGUAAGGUUGAACUAGGAGGAUGGGGAAAUUCGACAACACAAAAACACAAAAAAGCAGAAGUAAAUUCUGCACUUCUAAGGGAUGCUGAACAAUCUGCUGGGGAUCACAUUUAGUGGAAGCAGAAGUAAAUUCCUAUUUAGGUUUGUUACUAUGUGCGUUUUUUCUUAUGAACGAUGCACAGUUAAUAAAACCUCCAACCCCCGAGAGGAUUUAGAGAUUUUACAAAAGCGACACCAUUCUGCACUCGCGGAAGAAUGCAGAACGAUUCGCAGUAUGUACGAGCAGAAGUAAAUCCGGUACCCCAUAAAGGAUGUCAAACAAUCUGCCAAACCCUAUUUAAGGUAAAUACAGAAAGGAUUCAUUUACUCCAGGAAGAACGAUGAACCCUUCUGACUAUAGCUCCUUCCCACAUUGGGUGAGAAACGAGAGAAUAUCCUUUAUUUGUAGCUCCGCAUACACUGACUCAACCAUGUAUGGAGAACCAAAAACCCGGAUACGUAGUUGCGUCAAUGCGGGACAGUUACAUAUCAGAUGAUACACAUUCACACAAAUCACACGAAUAAUACUCAGCACAUGUGCUAAUUGAGUUUGCAAUGUCCAGUCAAAGCUCUGACCAGAAUACUGCAAUGAUGCUUGGAAUAAUGCAGUAGACACUUUGACAUUUUCAGAUUUAAAUAUGGUAAAAAUUCUUUUGUCUGAGUGCAAGUUUUCAAGCUAGCAUGUUUGGAUGCAGCCCAAGAACGAAUCUCGUGCUUUAUCCAACUAGUUGAAAGUGGUAAAGGUGGUUCAGGACCAACGAAAUCAUUCGUUGCACCAGCUCUAGCCAACUCAUCAGCCCAUUCAUUUCCAGUAAUACCAGAAUGGUCGGGUACCCAUAAGAAGUAAACAGCAUUUGAGAUGCUAAGGUCUUCAAUUUGAGUUCGACAUGCGAUCACUAGAUUCGACCGUGAAUUAUUCGAACUGAGUGAUUUUAAGGCUGCCCGACUUUCGGAACAAAAAUAUAUUCGUUUACCACAGAUUCUCUGCUGAAGUGCCGAUUGUAUUCCACAUAAAAUAGCGUAGAUUUCUGCUUGGAACACAGAGACUGCUCUAGCCUCAUUUCACGACAGUAGACACCAGCACCAGCACGACCAUUCAACAGAGAAUCGUACGUAUAACAAACUAUGUGUUUAUCAAAUUGUCGUUCCAAACAACCAGACAACCAUUCCUCACGAAGAGGAUAGCUCACAUUGAAUGUUUUGAAAGGAAAACUGCAUGUGAAAGUUAGGUCACUAGUAGCGAGUAAAUACUCAUCCCACGUAACCAUUUGAGACCACAAGCGAGUGUGACUAGUAGCAUAAUCUAAAGGGUUACUGUUCCAAUGCCCUGUAACCUUAAGACGGUAUGCACAAGAUAAUUCUUCUUGUUUUAGGAACACAUGUAGUGGUUUAAUGCACAGUAGCGCCUCCAGAGCAGCAGUAGAAGUUGUCGUGAAUGCUCCUGCCAUCGCCAUUAGGAUCAUCCUUUGGAGAUGAUUUAGCUUUCACUGAACUGUCGCGACUUCUCCUUUCUGCCACCAUACAAGACAUCCAUAUGCUAAAAUAGUUGUGUAGAUCCAAUGAAUGUAUCUGGGUUUGAGUCUCCAUGAUUUUCCAAAAGCUCGCCUGCAUUGGCCGAAAACCAUGCAAGCUCUUUUAAUCCUGAAGUCAAUGUGAGCAGACCAAUUCAGUUUUAAAUCAAGAAUAACCCCGACGUAUUUAACUUGAUCAACCACAGUGACCUCUGAACCGAAGAACUGUAACGGACGAGAUUCCCCUACGAUUAGUGAAAAGCACCAUUGAUGUUUCGCUCGGAUUAACAGAUAAUCUAACCUGACAACACCAUUGUUGAACAGAUCGCAGGGCUUGCUGCAUUAAAUCAAAGAGAGUGAUAAUGCUUAUUCCGGUCAUCAAUAUAUGAUAAUCGUCGGCAAAACCAUAAGUCGGAAAUUCAAGGUUAUGAAGUUUUCUUAACAAACCAUCAACGACUAGGUUCCAUAAAAGUGGGGAUAGUACACCACCUUGAGGACACCCACAGACACUCAGCUUUCAAAUCUCUGCUUGCCGAAGCGAUGAGCAAAGAAGUCGAUUGCUAAGCAUUGCGUGUAUCCAAUUUGUGAUACUUGAAGGUAUGCCAUGACCACGGGCUGCUUCCAGAAUUGAAUUGAAAGACACGUUGUCAAAGGCACCUUAAACAUCUAGGAAAACUCCCAAGCAAGAUUGCUUUUGUGAGAAAUAUUUUUCAAUGUUGUACACAACAUCAUGUAACAGAGUUGUAGUGGACUUCCCACGCUGGUAAGCAUGUUGCAUUCCAUGUAGCGGUUGCACGCCCAGACUAACAUUCCUGAUAUAGUGAUCGACUAUGCGUUCCACUGUUUUAAGAAGAAAUGAGCUUAGACUGAUAGGCCUGAAACUCUUCGCUUCCUCAUAAGUGUCGCGACCGCCUUUGGGAAUAAAUUUGACAAUUAUUUCCUGCCAGGCUCUUGGAAUAUAUCCUGUCGCCAGACUAAAAGUAAGUAUUUUCUUGAAAACAUGUUUGAAAUGUUCAUACCCUUUGUGCAGUAACACUGGGAAAACUCCAUCCUUUCCAGGAGACUUGUACGGAGCAAAACUCUCAACUGCCCAUUUGACCGAUUUAAUCGUCACAACGUUUCGAGCAAGGGCCCAAGAAUCGCAACUACCUGAAAAAGAAACAUUGGCGAUCUGUUUGUAUGUAACCUAGGAGUAUUAUUAUUAUUUGUAUUUGGCUUAGUGUCGAAGUAUGUAGUGUUCGAAACAAAAACAGUGACACAACACCUACAAAACGUCAAGUGCUUCGAGCGGUUAUGACCGUUUUUGACCCCUUAGGGUUAAUAUCUUGUUACACCGUGCAUGGCAAAAUAUUAAUACAAGAUAUUUGGAGAGCGGGAACUGCCUGGGACGAAGAAAUCAGCGAUAACUUGAAAAGUAAAUGGCAAAGAUGGGUAAAAGUUAUGCAGUCUCUUGAUCAAAUAUUCAUUCCACGAUGCUUUCUACCAAAAGCUGAUAUAACAUCCUUGGAGUACUGUGAACUUCAUACGUUCGUCGACGCCAGUGAAGCAGCCUAUGCUUGUGUGAUGUACUUGCGAUGUGUCUUCAAAGGUCAUCCAAACUGCAGUCUAGUAGCAUCGAAGACAAAGGUUGCUCCACUGAAACCUUUAAGCAUUCCCAAACUUGAAUUACAGGCAGCACUGAUUGGUGUACGCCUGACAAGCAGUGUACGAGAUGCUCUCACGUUGCCCAUUAAACGGAAGUUCUUCUGGACAGACUCGACGACUGUGCUAUCCUGGUUGCACUCUGAUAGCCGACGUUAUCAUCAGUUCGUGGGAUUCAGAGUAGGUGAGAUCCUUUCCUUGUCGGAAGUAACGGAGUGGCGCUAUGUCCCAUCUAAUUUAAAUCCCGCUGAUUGUGCCACUAGGUGGAAAAGCGGAGCCGAUAUAAGUCCGAUGAGCAGUUGGUUCGUGGGACCGACGUUUUUAUAUAACUGCGAACACAGUUGGCCAAAAUGCCCGAUCUUGGCGGAAGAGAAAAUUGAGCUGAGAAAGAUUUUUCUGCACGAAGAAAUUGUACCGAUUAUCGAUCUCUCUCGGUUCUCGUCGUGGGAGCGAUUGUUGCGAACGGUUUGUUUCGUAUAUCGCUUCACGGGAAUUCUACGGCGAGGUAAACGUCAUCGAACCAAUCCAACUGGACUAAUUACACAAGAGGAGUUUCAGAAGGCCGAAAUAUUUUUAUGGCGUUUGGCGCAGACGGAUUCAUUUCCCGACGAGUAUCGAAUUUUGCAGAAACUCGAGAAACCAGGAGUCUACCGUGGGAAGCUUUCGAGGUGCAGCCCUCUAUACAAGCUCACGGUAUUUUUGGAUGGCGAUGGAGUGAUAAGGUUGGGAGGUCGUAUAGGGGCUGCACCUCACAUCCCCUACGAAGCUAAGUACCCUAUCAUCCUACCCAAAACCCAUACAGUGACCAGUCUUAUCAUUUCUAGAUAUCAUAAACAGUUUCUUCAUGCAAACCACGAGACAAUUGUGAAUGAAAUAAGGCAACGUUUUUGGAUCCCUAGCCUUCGAUCGAUCGUUCGACGUGUAACAAAAGAUUGUCAAUACUGUAGAGUCUAUAAAGCGGUACCCCAGCAACCUCAAAUGGGACCGUUGCCGAAAGUAAGACUAACACCGUUUAUAAGGCCGUUUACUUUCACGGGUGUCGACUACUUCGGACCAGUUCAAGUUAAAGUAGGACGCAGUUUGGCCAAACGAUGGAUUGCACUUUUCACAUGCCUUACGGUGCAGGCUGUGCAUCUGGAAGUUGUUCACUCCCUCUCGACUUCGUCGUGCAUUAAAGCAAUUCGCAGGUUCGUGAUCCGACGAGGAGCACCACAGGAGAUAUACUCUGACAACGGAACAAAUUUUAUAGGUGCCAGUCGCCUACUAAUGGAUCAAAUGCGUGUUAUAAAUGCAGGAUGCGCACAAUCCUUCACAAGUGCUCGGACCAAAUGGUUCUUCAAUCCGCCGGCUACGCCGCACAUGGGUGGAGCGUGGGAACGCAUGGUGCGCUCGGUUAAAACGGCCAUGGCAGCAAUUGCGAACAGUCAACGCCAUCCGGACGAUGAGACACUCGAAACAAUCAUUCUAGAGGCAGAAGGAGUGGUUAACUCUAGGCCACUCACAUAUGUUCCUCUAGAAUCAGCAGAAGCCGAAUCUCUUACCCCAAGUCAUUUUUUGUUGUAUGGUAGUUCAGGAAUAACUCAACCACCAACGGAUUUCUCGCAAAGUGGUCCUGUCCUUCGUGAUAGCUGGAAGUUAGCCCAACACUUAGUUGAUGAAUUCUGGCGCAGAUGGAUCAAAGAAUAUGUUCCGAUGCUCACGCGGCGCACGAAGUGGUUCGAUCCGGUGCGACCCAUCCAAGAAGGAGAUCUAGUCCUCGUUAUAGACGAUUCGAAAAGAAACCUUUGGGAACGGGGCAUAGUUCGCGACGUGAUUACUGGCAAGGAUGGACAGGUGCGAUCUGCAGUGGUGCAAACGACCAGCGGUAUAAAAAGACGUUCAGCAGUUAGACUUGCCCUUCUUGAAGUCGCCAAGAAGUGUAAUGAACCUGAAGAUGGCGUGGCAAGUUUCCAGUUACACGGGGAGGGGGAUGUUGCGGAGGUCCCUCGUUCGUCAUCGAUUCGGUGUAACUAGCAACCAGGCUCGCGGAUAGCCAACCUUCUGGAUCAAGAGAUGUGACACACAAAGGAAACGUGCACGAGAAUAACCUCGAUCGAUCAGCGUGAAUAUUGCAUUUGAGCGAAAUUUAGUUAAUCUGAACACUGAAAUUCUUUGAAGCUUACCGUGAAGGUCUACUGUGAAGAACGUGUUUAAUUUACGACAAAAGAGAAAUUACGUUACAAUUUCUUCAAAGAAAAAAACAUAUCUAGAUCAUGUUUUUUUUCGUACGGAAUCUUCAAGAAAAGGGUAUUGUAUAGUUGCAGUAUUGUCCAACAGAAAAACUGUUGACAGAAGGGUGUUAACAAAACCUUUUCAGAGAAUUCUACUUGAAAAGCUGUCCGAGUAGUAUUGUUAGAAUAAGUUGAAACGACGCGUUCAAUCCGACGCAUAUAAAAUUAGAAGACUGUAAUAAAACUAAAUAAAAUUUUCACUUGCACUUUAACCAUCAACCAAAGUAGUUUGAUCUUCGUCCAUUCCAAGACAAACAUAUGACAUCACUAACCCAACUUCGAACCCAACUGUUGUUAAAUCCAUUUAUGGGUUGGGUUUUGUUUCGAGCGAAAAAGUCAUUAGAAUUCUUACGACUAAAUGUCAUAUAGUCAAUGGUACAGAUCACGUCCUGACGUCCGAAUAAUAUUAAUCUUGAUAGAGAAGAUGUUGUUCCGUUGACGUCUCAAAUGAAUACGCAGUCCCUGUUUGGCGGGGCUGUGUACGAACACACAAACUUAGGCUUCAGCGCAUUCAAAGUAAGAUCUUAAAGAUGUUUCUAAAUCUACCCCCUUGAACAUGGACUAGUGAAGUACAUGAGAUGGCCUCCCUGGAUAUACUAGAACAAAAAUUCGAACAAUUCUGCACGAAAUUUGAAGAGAGGUGCUCAAUCUCUGAAAUACAAAUAAUUCAAAAUUUGUACGUAUUAGGUUAGGGAUAGUUAUAAGUAGGUAGAUAUUUUAAUAAUUAAUUAAUUAAUUUGAUAAGAUCACAAAAAAAGCUCAUUUUUUCAGCGCUAUUUUUGAUAAGACUCGUAAAAUCCUCCGAAUUUUCCAGUCAUUUUCACCCUGUAGAUAAAUAAAAGUAUUUCAAAGGUCUGUAUGUUUUUGGUUUUGUCAAAUUUUUCGAAAUUUCCAUCGAAAAUUUCCUAAAACCACCCGCGCGCAUGGUACUUGGACGAUGGCCUUAAAAUAAAUAUUAUGAGUAAACAUUAGUAUGUAAAACAAGAGUAACUAAAACACCUAUUAUUAAUAACGAAUCGUAUGAAC
This is a messenger RNA of Malaya genurostris, 7525 nucleotides long. RefSeq lists its product as uncharacterized. The record is from RefSeq and is a predicted model, not a curated record. Gene Ontology annotation, biological process: DNA integration. The coding region runs from base 3882 to 6242 and encodes 786 amino acids. NCBI's taxonomy places the organism in Eukaryota, Metazoa, Arthropoda, Insecta, Diptera, Culicidae. The transcript is spliced from 2 exons. Gene Ontology annotation, molecular function: nucleic acid binding.